AUGGGGAGCGGCGCCUCCCGUCUCAUCCGCGUGCCGUGCCUGAGGCCCGCCGGUGCCCGCGAGGAGAGACCGCCGGAAUUCUCGGGGCCGCUGGACGAGGCCCUAGGCCACUCUUUCUGCUACGUCCGCUCCGCCACGCCCGCCCACUCCCGCUCCUCCUCCGCCUCGUCCUCCGCUGGCGCAGCCGGCAACGCCGCCGCCGAGACCGCCUUCAAGACCAUCUCCGGCGCCUCCGUCUCUGCCAACUCCUCCGCCCCCCUCCCGGUCUAUGACGCCGUCGCCGUCCGGUCACAGGCCGCCGGCUUCCGGAGCUCUGGAUCCUUCUCCGCCAUCCCCCUCCAGCUCUCCGGCGGCGGCGGGGGGCCCGCGUCGGGGCCGCUCGAUCGGGGUUUCUUCCUCUCCGGGCCGAUCGAGCGGCGGGCGCUCUCGGGCCCGCUCGAUGCCGUGCCUUUCUCCGGCCCGCUCGUGAAGAAGAAGAGCCGGGGUAUCUCGAGGAGGCUCCGGAAGCCAUCCCUCUUCCGGCGGAGCCUCUCGGAGAAAAACCGCCGCCCCUGGGUGGUCCCCCUCCGGAACUUCACCGCCCGACGGAGCGAACCCGGCGACGCGCCCCCUCCGGCCGCCACUGCCGGGGGGAAUGUCCAGUGGGCCCACGGGAAGGCCGGGGAGGAUCGGGUCCACGUGGUCGUGUCGGAGGAGCACCGGUGGCUCUUCGUCGGGAUCUACGACGGCUUCAACGGGCCCGAAGCCCCUGAAUUCCUUGUGGGCAACCUCUACCGCUCGGUUUUCGACGAGCUCCGGGGGCUAUUCUGGGAGGAAGUGGAAGAGAAAGAGGAGGCGGUCUCAGAAGAGGGGGCUGAUAGAAAGGUCACCUCUCAGGAGGAUUCCAAAGCUGGGAGGCGCCUUUGGGAAUUACUGGCAGAAGCCGAAGGGGAUGGGGAUGGGGAACUGGACUUCUCCGGCUCGGGACGGUUCGCGUUCUCUCUGUCCAGGCUGAGGGAUGGAUUUGGGAGCUUGCGGUGGUUUCCAAGGUGGAGGUAUGAAUCAGAGGAGAAGCCGAAAGGGACUCGAGAAAGAGAUGUCACCGAGCGUGGUAGCCGCAGACGGAGGAAGGCCGGGCCCGUGGCUGAUCAUGAUUUGGUGCUGAGGGCUCUUUCGCGGGCGUUGCAAGUCACGGAGCUGGCUUUCUUGGAGAUGACGGAUAGGGCCAUGGACUGCAACCCCGAGCUGGCGCUGAUGGGCUCGUGCCUGCUGGUGUUGCUGAUGAGGGAUGACGAUGUGUAUGUGAUGAAUGUAGGAGAUAGCCGUGCAAUUGUGGCUCAGUAUAGGCCUCAAGGAACAGAGGGGACGAGGGAUGAGGAGGGCAUUGCUACCGGACAGGAUCAAGUGGUUGAAGGGAGUGAGAUGGAUGUGGAGAUUGAGACACUGGGUCGAGAAGCCACAGAGUUGGUGGCAUUGCAGCUUUCCACUGAUCACAGUACGAGCAUUGAGGAAGAAGUCCUCAGGAUAAAGAAAGAACAUCCAGAAGACAAUCACUGUAUUGUCAAUGACAGAGUGAAGGGGCGUCUCAAGGUCACACGAGCGUUUGGGGCUGGAUAUCUCAAACAGGCUAAGUGGAAUGAUGGAUUACUAGAGAUGUUCCGGAAUGAGUUCAUUGGAAAUGAACCAUACAUAAGUUGUACGCCUUCGCUUUGUCACCAUAAACUGGGCUCAAGUGACCAAUUUCUAGUCCUCUCUUCCGAUGGCCUGUAUCAGUAUCUGAGCAAUGAGGAAGUGGUUUUGCAUGUUGAAAAUUUCAUGGAGAGGUUCCCAGAUGGAGACCCUGCACAAAGUUUAAUCGAGGAGCUUCUUUUUCGUGCUGCAAAGAAAGCUGGUAUGGACUUCUAUGAACUCUUGGACAUACCACAAGGAGACCGCCGAAAGUACCAUGAUGAUGUUACAGUUAUGGUCAUAUCUCUUGAAGGAAGAAUAUGGAAGUCCUCAGGAAAAUAUGUGUGACAUGCCAAGAGCUAGAUGCACUUUGUUUUCUACCAUAUACAACUUCCAGUAGCAUAUUGCUGAUUCAGAUCUCGAAAUGGUAAAGAAGCCAAGGGUCCUUCUGAUCGUAAGGCAUGAUCUAUCAGUGAACCAUUUUCCAAGGGUUCUGGAAGUCAUCUAUUCAGGCGAAGGCUCCAACAGACAGAUCAAAUGCAGGUAAACCAGCAUGGCUUUUGGGUUCAUGCUGGUUGAUGUUGCCAAUCAAUCUGGAGGGAAAUUGGCUUGCAGUGUAAAAGAUGAACAUACCUAGGGACAGUGCAUAAGAGAAGUUUAUUCUUGUUUAUGGGAAUGCUCGGCAGCAACCAUUCUCCUGCUGCAUUGCUUUGCCCCCCCCUUUUUUGCUGCUUUUAGGUGAAAAUGUUUUUUUCAGUGUGGGAAAUAUUUUUACAGGUGUACGACACUCCCUUUUGUUACAUGUGAUUCCCUGUAAUCUGUUGGACAUGUUCCAUCAAAAGCAGAUUUAAUAGACCAGAAAUUCUUUUGCCAGUA
This is a messenger RNA of Elaeis guineensis (African oil palm), 2523 nucleotides long. Its product is annotated as probable protein phosphatase 2C 26. Gene Ontology annotation, biological process: protein dephosphorylation. Gene Ontology annotation, molecular function: protein serine/threonine phosphatase activity. The record is from RefSeq and is a predicted model, not a curated record. Lineage: Eukaryota; Viridiplantae; Streptophyta; Magnoliopsida; Arecales; Arecaceae.